Messenger RNA from Poecile atricapillus (Black-capped chickadee), 3708 nucleotides. It is a transcript of the gene INSYN2B, whose product is annotated as inhibitory synaptic factor family member 2B. The record is from RefSeq and is a predicted model, not a curated record. Gene Ontology annotation, cellular component: postsynaptic density. Bases 544 to 2181 code for a protein of 545 amino acids. The transcript has 3 exons. NCBI's taxonomy places the organism in Eukaryota, Metazoa, Chordata, Aves, Passeriformes, Paridae. Gene Ontology annotation, biological process: inhibitory postsynaptic potential.
UGUUUGGGAAGAUUAGUUUCAAUUGGACAAUAAAAAGAUGGCUAAGGAAGAAAAACUAUCUGUAAAGAAAGCAAUUCAGUUUGGUAUUAAUGGAUAUAUUCCAUCAGUGCAACUAUGCAUCAGAAAUGAAAAUUCCCCCCAAAGUUAUUAUGCUUGUUUAGACAACAUGCAAAUAAAACACAUGUGACUGAAUAAAGCUGGAUCCCUAAUGGAGAGCUGCUGUCAAAAGAGAACCAGGAAAGCCAUAGACUCAACCUUACCUUUAAAUUAGUUAACUGAAACAGCCUGUUGCAAUUUUGGAAUACAGUGACCAUGUUAGCUGCAGGUAAAAAUUCCUGCACUCCUGAGCUACGAGAAUUCUUUCCUUAAAUUUUAUAUUUAAUUUACCUUAGUUUUUGGUCUAAUCUGCAAUUAAAUUUGGAAGAGGAUCCCUAAAGAGAACAUGCCAUUUGAAAAUAUACAUAAUAACAAGGAGAAGAAUGAUCAGCUCCAGGGGUAAGGCGUUAAUUUGCAUCUUAGGAACAAUAUUAAUAUACAGGUCAAAUGUCAAAUGAAAUGGGUCGCAGAGAAACACGUUACUUACAAACUUUAAACUGUGACUCAAUGGCCCAGCAAAACAUGAAAAUGCGCCCAGUGCUGCUGAAAAGGAACAGCCUGGACUCGGCAGAUUUUAUGAGACACCCCCAGCACCGCAGGAGCAAAUCCCAGCAAGUUCGGUUCAAGGAUGACGGUGUCAGCACCAAGGCACAGCUGGAAGCUCAUCCUGCCCAAGACACAGCAUUCUCAACUGGAAAACCAGAAAUAUUUAGGGAUCACAAUUUUUUGCUAGCUCAGUCUCCAACUUUUCCAAGGGCUCAGAAGGGGCUUCGGAAUAUUGCCAUACAAACUUCUCCCAGCCUCAGGAAACACUUCCCAGUUUUUAAAAGGAAAAGGCUGACGGUAAGCAAAUCGCUGACAGAAAUGCCAGCAGAGCCUGCAAACCCUAUCCAGGUAAAUGGCAAUCUUUGUGAAGCAGACAUUCUGUCCUCAGAGCUCUGCUACCUGAGGAUAAGUAAUCACUUGGAGGAUGGAUGCAGGAAUAGCGAGGUGGGCUUGGCUCAAAGGUCAUCAAAAGCACAAAGCAAUGGACCGAGAUACUCGGACGAUUUCUCAGCCUCAGACAAGACAACUGCGUCUACACAGGUGCCUGAAUACAUUCAUGUGAGUUUUCCACAGGACAGAAACGUUCCCCUGGAUGCACCAGACACGACCACAGUUUUGAGUAAUUCACUACACUCUUCUACCGUCAUCAACAGCAGCGAAAGUCAUGAAAACAGCACACUGUCAUCUGAUUCUGAAAGAGCAGAGCCCUGCCUAAGCAAUUCUGUGAGCUGCAGUGAAUGGAACCCCCACUCUGCUGCUCGUGAAACGGAGAAAAGCGACCCUGAGCCGCCUGUAGCCAGUAGAGAUGGCAGCAGUAAGGAAAGCACUCCCCUGUCACCCCCAUCAAAUCACAGCUCAUCUCCUUGUUUCCUCAGAGACUGUCACCAGGCAGGAGAGCACAAGCCAGAUUCCAGCUGCGUGACGUUACCAAGUGAUGAUCACCCAACAGUGGCACUGGCCAGCAGUAACGCACCAAAACCACGGCUGUCCUGUAACGCUGAAAUGGAGAAAAAUUCCACCCAGUCGGAUGUUUCCCAGUCCAACAGCUGUUUAGAAGGAUUUCACAUAAAGUCUUAUCCGCCAAGGAAUGAAAUAAACCCGCAAAGCAACAAAGAGAUUAACGAAAUAAAUCAAAUUCACUUGGCACAUGGCGAACUCUGUGCCCUACAAGGCAGGCUGCAGUCUGUAGAGGAAUCCUUGCAGUCAAACCAGGAGAAGAUUAAAGUCCUUUUGAAUGUAAUCCAAGACCUGGAAAAAUCCAGAGCCCUCAGUGAAGGGCGAAACUUCUACCACACUGGGCAGGACCUGAACAACUGCAGCACCUGUCAGAACACGGCGUGCAUCAUUUACAGUGUAGAAUAUGACUUCAGACAACAAGAAGGAAGAUUUCAUCAGAUUUUGAAAACACUGGACAAUGCAGAACAAAAUCCAGCUCCAGCUUCACCUCAGAAGCCUCCACCUGAUCCUCCAGCUCCCGAGAAAAAGGAGUUAAGGAGAAAAACAAAAAAGGUGAAAAGAAAAUGCUUCUGGUGGAUUUGACUUCCUCAUGCAUCCUUUUACAUUUCAAAAGACACUGAAACAAAGAGCUUGAGAGCACACACCUGAAAAUGUGCUAUUAUGAAAUCAAAAAGGUUAAGAAUGUUUAAUUAGUGUACCUGAAAAAUCAAAAUAAUUGAAUUUAAUUAAAUCAGCUCACUGAAUAAAGGUGCAUGAAGAUACAAUUUUCAAGAAAAGGAAUUGUUUCUUUCAAAAGGAAGUUCUCAUUUUUUUUCAAGGACACUUUCAUAUGCUUUGUAAAGACCUUUUUUUCAACUUUCCAAAAAUAACAAAUUUUAAAUCUCUACUUUAAAAAACAAUGGUAGACAAAGCUAAGCAUGUCACAUGGCCUUCAUUUCCCAUUUAUAAGCAACGUGGACUAAAAGGAAAAAAAACUUCAUCGAGCUUUGAACAAACCACAUCAUCAAGAACAAAUUCAGGGAAACCUAAAUUGUUCAAAAAAAUCUCUCCUCACAGGAGACAAUUAUAAUUAUUUCAUAUCCCCACUGAAAUAAUUUUGUUGCUGACAUCUAAUAUUGAACAACAAACAAAAGAAUUUCAGCUUAAGUUUUAAGUCUAUCCUUUUCUUUGUUCAUUAUAAAAAGCCACCAUUUAGAAGUAUCAACCAUUUAAGAGACUUCUCUGAAAAGAAUUGGGGAGUUGUAAAACAAAAGAAGGUCACAGUAACUCUUGUCUUAAACCCCUGCUCAAGCAAGUUCAGUGAAUUUGAAUUGUGAGUAUCUCCAAAGACAAGAAUCCUCAGCUCCUUGGGAAAGGCUGUUCCAGGGUUUUUUCCCUAACAUCUACUCUGAACCUCCUGCAUUCUGGUUUGUGUCCAGUACACCUGGCUCUGUCCACGUACACCUGCCAGAAGAGCUCCAUGGAUGAUGAGUCCUCUCUCCUAAAUCUUCCAAAAGACUGAACAAACCCAGUUUUCAUUGUCUCAUCUCCCACACUGCAGCCACAGCCGUCCUGCUGCUGUCCCUGCAGUCAGCUGAUGUCUUUCACAAACCUGGAAGCCUAAAACUGGACACAAUCCCUCAGAGGUCAUCACACAAUUGCUGGAUAAAGAGGAAAAACUAUUUUGGCUACUGUCUUACUGAAUCAUUUGCCCAGUCCAUCCAUUUAAGACCUGUACUGCUGUACCAAAAUAUCCCAAUAUUUUUUUUCGCCUUAAGAUGUAAAUUAAUAUAUGAUGAAAAGUUGAACAUAAUAAUAUUUAGUGAACUGAUCCGUAUUACACAAAAAAAUUAUAUAUGCUGAAAAGAUUUUAUCAAAUAUCAAUGCAGCUACUUCUUUCCUCCAAAAAUACUCAAGUUACCAUUAGCACCAUUGGGUGUGCCAAUGGAAGCCAAUUUAUGAUUGGUGAUCCUAUUAUUUUAUUCAUGAAAACAUGGUCACCUUUCAUAUGGGGGGCAGGGGGGAAAAGGUUUUCCAAAGCAAGUUGAGUGGAAUGUACUACAGACCUUUUCUUAGAAGUGGCCCUGGUUCAGGGUAUUCUAUAGAUUAAACCCUGCAUCUUAUUUUUCU